Messenger RNA from Aspergillus pseudonomiae, 391 nucleotides. RefSeq lists its product as uncharacterized. The record is from RefSeq and is a predicted model, not a curated record. The coding region runs from base 116 to 313 and encodes 65 amino acids. NCBI's taxonomy places the organism in Eukaryota, Fungi, Ascomycota, Eurotiomycetes, Eurotiales, Aspergillaceae. The transcript has a single exon.
UUCGUCGCUAUUCGCUGCUGCUGCUGCUGCUGCUGCUCCUUUCCAGUACGGGACCAUAGCAUUCACAUCAGCUUCCUUGCCUGCAGUGCUCCGUCGUCGGUAUAGAUCCCUGGCUAUGCCUCGACGGAAACGAGUCAAAGUUCACGGCCUUGAAGCCGCCUUGAGUGAGACUUCCAGUGUCUCAGCAGGCACGAAUAACGAUAGGCUGUAUUGCCCGGAUUCUGAUACGGAACUGACAGAAUCCGAACAUCUUUCGCCAGCACCUCGAAAAUCCAAAAGGAGAAAAGUAGGCCCACAUGAUGGGCCUCAAUAGUCUUUGGAUGCCGGCAUCACCGCGUCUUCUGUAGCGAAUCCAAGCACAGAUAUGAGCGUGUCAGCCAUAAGACUGAUG